This is a messenger RNA of Daphnia carinata, 3561 nucleotides long. RefSeq names its product tyrosine-protein phosphatase non-receptor type 14-like (gene Pez). NCBI's taxonomy places the organism in Eukaryota, Metazoa, Arthropoda, Branchiopoda, Diplostraca, Daphniidae. The coding region runs from base 300 to 3221 and encodes 973 amino acids. Gene Ontology annotation, biological process: protein dephosphorylation. Gene Ontology annotation, cellular component: cytoskeleton. Gene Ontology annotation, molecular function: protein tyrosine phosphatase activity. The record is from RefSeq and is a predicted model, not a curated record. The transcript has 15 exons.
GAUUACUGUUUAUUAAUUAUUAUUGUUGUUAAAAAGUCAAGCGUGAAGGGGUGGAAUUUUGUUUUCGGCAUGAAUUUUGUACCAGCGCAUAUCACAAAAAUAAAAUUUUCGUAGCCGGAUCAAUGACGUUUAGUGUCAGGCUAUAGUAGCUUUUAUCUCCGUGAGUUAAUUACACAGUGAGUUUAGUUUCUCAACAUCGUGAGUUCUCAUUGUCUCGAAAACAGGAAACUGCACAAAACCUGUGUUGGAUGGUGUUCAUGGAUAGCAUACUAAGUUUGGCAAAGUAAUUUAAUGCCAGAAUGCCUUUCAAACUGAGAUUAAAGAAAAGUAAGCAGUACAAUGUUGUAACCAAGACUGUUUUCGUGAUUUGUGUGGAACUUCUUGAUAACAGUAUUGUAGAAUGCACUCUUUCAGCUGACAGUCUUGGGUAUGAUUGCCUAGACAAUGUUUGCCAACGGCUUGGACUCAAUCAGCCAGAAUUUUUUGGGCUACGCUAUGUCAGUCAAAAGUCAUAUCCAAGAGUACGCUGGGUUGAGCUUGACCGUCCUCUUAAAAAACAGCUUGACAAGCAUGCCCAAGAAGCAUAUCUUUACCUGAGAAUUAUGUACUAUGUGAAUGAUGUCAGUCUUUUGGAAGAUGAAAUGACUCGCUACCACUAUUUCCUUCAACUAAAAUCUGAUGUCAUGGAAGGACGGCUAAGGUGUAGUUACAAUGAAGCUGUUGUUCUUGCUGGCUAUAGACUUCAAGCCGAAUUUGGGGACCAUGAUCCUGAGCGUCAUACCCUGCAAUAUCUGAAGGAGUUUGUUCUUGUUCCUAAACAUCUAGUGACUAACGAAAGCCAGUUAGAUGCUGUAACAGAAGCAGUAGCUGCUCAGCACUCUAAGCUUCUUGGGUUUCCCCAACCUGUGGCAGAAUGCUGGUAUAUCGUCGAGGCACAGCAUCUUGACGGCUAUGGCCAGGAACGCUUUCUUGCAAAGGAAGAACCUGCAGGAGAGGCUUUGGUGGCUACAUCGCUGCAAGGGAUAUUGGUAAUGCGGAACAAUACUGAACGUGUGGUUUUUUACAGGUGGGACGAUAUAACAAAUUUACUGAACCAAAAGAGAAUGUUUGGCAUCGAGUGUCAGCGAAGCGAAGAAAAUGUCAAUUUUUAUUUCGACGAUCCCGAAGCAGCACGCUAUGUCUGGAAAUUGGCUGUUUUACAGCAUACUUUUUACAAGCAAACACUGUUAACUCUCCAAUCUCUGCAAUCGCAAGCAACCGAAGAUAAGGACAUGGAUGUCUCAUGCGGAAUAGCUGGUCUAAAUUUAGAACCAAGUAGUGCAACUGUCAACAGCGGCCUGGUUCCAUCUGCCUCAUUGUUUGAAUCUGCAGAGCCACGAAGUUCUAGUGCAAUGGCUGAAUAUCGCAUAGAUAGCCUAGGCAGUGUUCGUGCCAGCCUUCCGCAUUCCGUCUCAUCCCCUACGUUAACCAUUGUAAAUCCUACUCAAGCACAAAAUCAUCUCCUGGCUGGCAACACGGGCAAUGGUGGAGGGUUUGGAUCAGGUGCUGGAUCACUUGCGGCGUCACAGCAAAACCUUAAGGCUCUACUACCAGCUUACCGUCCUGCCCCUGAUUAUGAAACAGCGGUACGUGUCAAGUACGGGGACGAUAUCGCACAACUACUUCUCAAUCCGAGUCCUCCUGUCCAGCAACCAGUACAGCAACCGACGUCGGUAGCCGUUCAGCCGACUGCUGCUAACACUAACGCAUUUCAAGCACCGCAACAGCAAAAUUCUCAGCAACAGAUGCAGAUGAUGAAAAUGUACAAACCUCCUCCUCCCUACCCUUACAGCAAAGUUGGCAGCAACAGCAGCCCAGAUUUAGCAGUGGCAGCUAUAAAUGGGCUUGCGUCUGCCACUUCAGGAUCCAUGAGCCAUUUACCAGUUACUCUAGCUCAGGCAGAAAACUCGGGAACGGUGCGAAAUGGUGAGCCCAUUUAUCAAAAUAUUCCUUUACGCCAGCCAGGAAGCCAACCCAAUCUUUCCCCGUCUACUUCUGCCAACACUCAAACUGCUUCGCAACCCAGAAGAAAAUGGGGUUUGCCUGUUCGUAGCUCGGCUCGAUCGGCUGUCAUAAACCGUGUUCAGACAGAAUCUCCCUCAUCAUCUCCAGCGUCCAAACGAAAUACCAAUGACUCGACGUCCAAUUCUGCCUCCAAUUUCCAUCAUUCGGCGUCAUCGACCGCCAAGGCUGCAAAUACAGAUGCAACUCUCGUCAAAGAUCACUUGCGCCAGGAGAUGGAAUCCCGCUUGGCCGAUGGCCAACUUCUCUUGGAAUUUGAAUUGAUCCCUAGACGGAAAGCUGGUGCAGACUUUAGCAUGGCCGCUCACCCGGAUAAUCUCACCCGCAACCAGUAUCAAGAUGUUUUGCCGUACGAAGAGAACAGGGUUAAAUUGACCCCCAGCCGAGACAACCGAACUGGGUACAUUAAUGCAUCACACAUCUCAGCUGCUGUGGGUUCGGCUCAGCGCUUCUAUAUUGCAGCUCAAGGCCCGCUACCGUCAACAGUGUCUGAUUUUUGGCAGAUGGUCUGGCAGUGUGACGUCUAUGUUAUUGUCAUGCUAGCUGAUACUACUACUAGUAAUAAUGGCGGCCAACAAACCCCUUCUCUCAACCCCAAAUCGGUCAGCGCGUUGAGAAGCCAUGUCAGCCAUAGUAGUAUGAAUGGCUACAGCGGGUUUACGUAUUGGCCACAACAAGAUGCUGCCACCUUAGAAUUUGGCGAAUACAAAAUAACACGACAAGUUAGCAAACUCUCUGCCGGCCGCCAAUCUAUCACAAAAUUGGAUGUAAUUCACUUGCCCACGUGCCAGCAGCGCAGUAUUUGGCAUCUUCAGUAUUCUGACUGGGCCGAUCAUGGAUGCCCCAAAGACGUGACCUCCUUUCUUGGUUUUUUGGAAGAGAUGGACAUGGUACGCAGACAUGCUGUGUCCGAUGUACCAGUGGGUAAGAACCGAAACACUCCAGUCUUGGUGCACUGUGGAGCUGGCGUUGGGCGCACAGGUGUCACAAUCGCUUGUGACGUUUUACUUACAUCACUUGAUCAUAAUGUUGUUGUCGAUGUUCCAAAACUAAUCACUCAUUUGCGGCAGCAAAGGAUGCUUAUGGUACAAACAGUUGCCCAGUACCGUUCCAUAUAUGCACUUCUACUUGCUUAUUUAGGCCGCUCUCGACUUAUCUAAUCUUGCAAUGAAACAACACUACGUAUUCGGGCUUUGAUUUCAAUUGUUAAAAGAUGAACAGCCAAUCAACUGCUACAUGUUCCUCCCUUUUGUGAUAUUUAUUCAUUUCAUGUGUCACCAGCCAUUAUUGGCGUGCUUUUUCGUAACACACCACUAUCAGUGAAAUGUGGGAAAGCUAUUAUACAAUUUCUGAAGAGUGUUCCAUAAUGUUGCAUCUAUUCUUAGUGCCUUUGACUAACUCGUGAUUUGCAGCAAUUUAGAUUAUAACUCACGCCUAGUCCCUAUGACGUGCCUUUUUUUAUUAAUAGACAUAACAAAUAAACGGUAUUUUUAUAUUGAA